Messenger RNA from Chelmon rostratus (copperband butterflyfish), 2273 nucleotides. It is a transcript of the gene rnf185, whose product is annotated as ring finger protein 185. The coding region runs from base 409 to 987 and encodes 192 amino acids. The record is from RefSeq and is a predicted model, not a curated record. Gene Ontology annotation, biological process: ubiquitin-dependent protein catabolic process. Gene Ontology annotation, cellular component: endoplasmic reticulum. Gene Ontology annotation, molecular function: ubiquitin-like protein conjugating enzyme binding; metal ion binding; ubiquitin protein ligase activity. The transcript has 6 exons. NCBI's taxonomy places the organism in Eukaryota, Metazoa, Chordata, Actinopteri, Chaetodontiformes, Chaetodontidae.
UAACGUUACUACCGGUUAGCAGUGCUGCGGGUGUGUGAUGCAACCACCUGCACGGAAGUUCUCUGCUCUCAAGAAGUAAAUAACAUUCUUAACGACAGCCCUGAUUAACACUUUAAUCGGCUAGACAGUAAAACUGUCAUUUCGCCUCAGUCUUCUUCGCUUGCUACCGUUAGCAACUCGGUAAUGAUUUUUAUAUGGAAGCUAACGAUAGCUAGCACGCGGUCAAUUUCACUCGGUUUCACUCCUUCUUUUGAGAGUUUUUCUGUGUCGCGGUCAGUCUGUCGCCUUCUCCCCUUAGCUAGCUAAAACCCUGCACCCACUGGGCCUCCCUAUGUACGUAUUUUAAAGAGCUGGGUGCCAGCGGAGCCACCCCACCUGUACUCUCUCGUUGAGCGGAUCCAUCUUUAAAUGGCCACCGCUGCGCCCCCGCCAGCCUCUGGCUCUGCUGCGACCACUGAAAACCAAAGUCCCGGAUCCAGCAGCUCGACUGCAGCCGACAGUGGCAACCAGGAUAGCACUUUCGAGUGUAAUAUAUGUCUGGACACCGCCAAGGAUGCAGUGAUCAGCCUGUGUGGACACCUCUUCUGUUGGCCUUGCUUGCACCAGUGGUUGGAGACCAGACCCAACAGACAGGUGUGUCCAGUGUGUAAAGCUGGUAUCAGCAGAGACAAAGUUAUCCCCUUAUAUGGACGGGGAAGCACAGGUCAACAAGACCCCAGAGAAAGAACACCCCCUCGACCACAAGGGCAAAGACCUGAGCCAGAAAACCGUGGUGGCUUUCAAGGGUUUGGCUUUGGAGAUGGGGGCUUCCAAAUGUCAUUUGGAAUUGGUGCCUUUCCGUUUGGUAUUUUUGCUACGGCUUUUAACAUCAAUGAUGGAAGACCUCCUCCAGCCCCUGGGACACCACAGCACAUGGAUGAACAGUUUCUGUCUCGACUCUUCCUGUUUGUCGCCCUUGUGAUCAUGUUUUGGCUGCUGAUUGCAUAAAUGCAUGGAAAGACAAGAUCUUGGGGCAACCCAUAAGAUUUGACCGCUUCAAUGGUUUGCACCAAUGUGAUUCUGCCUUAAUAUAUUUUUUGGUUCCGUGUUUUUCUUUCUCUCCUUGACACAAAGAGAUUUGAAUGAAGUAGGUUUUUCCAAAAUAACGAUAUCGGUGGUAAUCCAAGUAUAACAACUUUCAAGGCGAACCACAUACAUAACCUUGGUUUCCUAAUGUUAUAACUCAUGAACACAGUUGCUUAGUGUUUGCAAAGCAGCAUGCCAAAAUUUCUCCUUCGCCCAAAACCCCAUUAGCAAACAGCUUCAAACUUCAUGCUGUUCGAUACAACCUUUCCCCUUAAAUAUCUACAUCUGUCUGUCUCUUAGUUGUUGGUUAUUUUUUUUCAUCAGACACAAAGGAGGUCAGAUGAGAAAGUGGAGAUAAUUCUUGGUGUUCUUUUUUGUAUUGCAGUUUUUUAUUGUAUUUGAAGUUGUUCUCUGCUAAAGAAACUAAGUCCACCAGGACUCUGUGCUCAUCAACUUCAGUCACACUUCCACUCCCAUGUUUUGUAUGGCAAUUUCUUUUCAACCUUUAUUUGGCCUGUUGAACCCUAUAUGUUUUUAGGGUAUAUUUUAUUGAAAAUUAAUUAAGGGUCAGUUGGCCCUACUCUUAUUGCUGUAGCAGGAAAAGCACAGAUGUUGCUAAUAACACUAACAAUGGCUCUUUGCCCUGUAAGUCAUAACGGUGAGAGCCAUAGAUUUGUUUUAUUUACAUCUGUGCAUUUCCUACUGUGCCAUGUCAAAUGUCUUCCAGUAAAAGGACCUAUUCAUUCAGGCCUGUAUUUUUUUUUCUUCAUUAUUGUUGCAAAGUAUCUAAGUUGCGUGCUGAAAACUAGCAUGUGCCUCCUCCAUGUUGUUUCUCUGUUCACUGAUGUACUAAGAAUGUUGUUUAUUGCUUUUAUCCCGCUGUACCCGCUCUUAUGAAGUGUGCAUCUCAUCUGCAAAAUUUAACAAAAUCAUACACAUUUUGUGGAAUCAAAGCAAUAUCAGACAUUUCCUCUUUAUUUUAGAUGAGAUUUAAAAGAGAUGUGUUGAUGCAUGUAAACAGUUGAAAGAUUAAUUUAUCAAACAGUGUUCCUCUCCAAAUUUUCUUUCACUCAGUUUUCUCUCACUGUAAUUAAAUGUAAAAUACUGUAGAUUAUUACAGACUUGAAAUGAAGAUUGGUUGAUUGAUCAUUUCUAAAUGUGAAUUCACUCUAUUGACAGUAAAACUAUGUAAAUAAAAGAUGUUAACC